Molecule: messenger RNA, 1998 nt
Organism: Aspergillus nomiae NRRL 13137
Lineage: Eukaryota; Fungi; Ascomycota; Eurotiomycetes; Eurotiales; Aspergillaceae
Exons: 10
Coding region: 1-1998 (665 amino acids)
Biological process (GO): microtubule cytoskeleton organization; mitotic cell cycle
Cellular component (GO): microtubule; cytoplasm
Molecular function (GO): GTPase activity; structural constituent of cytoskeleton; GTP binding
Source: RefSeq, a predicted model, not a curated record
AUGUCGCGCGAGAUUGACCGGCUGGCUCAGCCAGCAGAGAAAAAAAAGAUGCGACUCAUCGUCGCUAGCUGCAGUCGAACAGGCACACUGGGACUCCAUGCAGGGCAGAAGCCUCAUAUGAAGGUGUUCACAGAGGCAAUAAUUGCCAACCACAACCAACUCUCGGGAAUCAAGCGAUACGAAACACCAGACGUGGAGAGGUGGGUAGGAAACUAUGAUUGCUUGAUGGAAAUCCCAAGUUACAUCGGGAGUAGGGCCAUAAGAGGAUAUAUUGAAGACCCCGACGUGAAGUUUAUAGUAACCGAGCGCACGCCUGAAAAAUGGGUCAAGUCAAUCGACAAUACUAUUGGGGAAGCUGUAAAGGCAGCAAACCAGUUUCCACUGAAUAUCCUGAAGCGCUUUGACUCCGAACUCGGCCAUUUCCUCCACCUCGCCACGGUAAUGUACUGGGCUUAUGCGGAUGGGGGUAACCCAGGUGAUGCCAACAGCGAAGCUGCUCUCUAUAAAAACUAUGUCGAGUAUAUUCGGACUAUCAAGGAAACACUUCCCAGUGAUAGGCUGCUAGUGGUGAAGCUUGAGGACGGUCUGGGCUGGGAACAGAUCUGUCCGUUUUUGGACCUUCCAAUCCCCGAGGAAAAGUAUCCUCGUGGUAAUGAACCCGACAAGUUCCACAGGAUUGUUGCGGACUAUAUGGAACCCAGAGUGAAGGCAGCUAUGCUGAACCUCGGUGCAACGGGCAACGAAGUCGGCACUGGAUUCUGGCAGGCAAUCUCGGACGAGCAUGGACUGGACAAUUCUGGAAGGUUUGCUGGUUCUGAUGACCAACUUGGAAAGCUAAAUGUCUACUUUUCAGAGACGGAAGCACAGGAAUAUGCCCCUCGUGCAGUACUGCUCGACUCAAAAACUGAGACUAGGGACAGAAUCUGUACGGGUCCUCUUCGCACCUUCUUCCGCCCUCGUAACCUUCUAUUCAGAGGCUAUGGUGCCGGUCAAUGUUGGGCAACAGGCUAUCACACUGCCGGCGCCGAGCUUAUCGACGAUUCUCUUGAUAUUGUGCGCCGCGAGGCUGAGGCAUGUGAAUGUCUGCAAGGCUUUCAGAUCACCCACUCCUUAGGUGGAGGAACGGGAGGCGGUAUGGGCGUACUGUUGAUCUCAAGGUUACGCGAUGAAUUUCCCGAUACAAUGAUCGCAACCUUCUCUAUCUUCCCCCCACUCGCACCCGAUGUCGUUGUCGAGCCCUACAACGUAACUUUGUCAAUGAAUCAGCUGAUUGAAGAUUGCGAUGCAACUUUCUGCAUUGACAAUCAGGGCAUUCUGGAUAUGUCCACGGGAACUCUGGGGUCACGCGGUCCUUCUCAAAAGGAGCUGAAUCCCCUAAUCACACAGGCUUUGUCCGGUGUUACAGCUUGUUUUCGCUUUCCCGGGCAGCUCAAUUCGGACCUGCGCAAGCUCACAAUGAAUAUGGUGCCAUCUGCUCGACUACACUUCUUCAUUCUUGGGUUGGCUCCUCUGCCCAGCUAUACUUCCCCGUCCUCCAUCAGUGUACCGCAGAUCAUUCAGCAGCUAUUCAGUGCAAGCAAUAUAAUGGCUUCUGGGGACCAUCAGAUGAGCCAUUUCCUGUCAUCCUUGGCCAUUUUCCGCGGCAAGAUCAAUAUGGCUGAAGUCGAAGCGCAAAUGGAUAAUCUACAGAGCAACACGUCCGCUGAGUUUAUCGAAUGGGUUCCCACUAACAUUCGAUCAACUGUGUAUUUGCCUCGUAGCCUUGAUGUGUCAUGCACCCUCUUGGCCAACUCCAGAUCGAUUCAGGGAGUGUUAAAUCGCAUCAGUGAGCAGUUUGGCCAAUUGUUCAGGCGCAAGGCCUAUAUGAACCCUUAUACCAUGAAUGGAAUGGAUGAGCUUGACUUUGUGGAAGCUGAGUCAAACUUGAGUGAUUUGAUCGAAGAAUACCAGCAGUGUCAGGGUGGGCUAUUGGAUGGACAGGAUGUACGAGAAGCGUGA